AUGGCAAGGAUUAUUAUCGGCUGGACUGUUAUUUUUCACCUUUUUCUGCGCUUGUUGGAUAUAGCUUCAGCACAGGUCGCAUAUUCGAUUUCAGAGGAGGUGAAUACGGGGACCUUUGUUGGAAACAUCGCAAAGGAUCUUAACUUAAAUAUUCAAGAACUGGAGUCACGCGGAUUUCAUAUCCCCUCAGUUUCGGGAAGAAAAUAUUUUGAGGUUAAUUUGAAAACCGGUGUUCUGUUCGUCAGCGAAAGGAUAGACCGGGAACAAUUGUGUUCUGCCUCACUACAAUGUUCGGUGAAUUUGGAAGCCAUUGUAAACAAUCCAUUGAACUUGUUUCGCAUUGAAGUAAAAAUUGUAGACAUUAAUGAUAAUGCUCCGUCGUUUCGUGUUAAGUCUAAGCAUUUUAAUGUUUCAGAAUUAGCCGCCGUUGGCGACAGAUUUCAGUUGCCGAGAGCGUCGGAUCCUGAUGUCGGAACGAACUCAAUAAAAAGCUACAAGCUGAGCCCAAAUGAACACUUCUCUCUGGAUGUACAAAGCGGAGGAGAACAGAUUGUAUCAGCUGAGUUAGUGCUGCAGAAAGCUUUAGACAGAGAAAAACAGCAUGUGAUCCAGCUCACACUGACCGCUAUUGACGGAGGAAAACCUCCUAAAUCCGGGACAAUGCAGAUAGUCAUAAAUGUACAAGAUGUGAAUGAUAACGCACCCGUGUUUGGCAAAGCUCUUUACAAAGUGCGUCUGAUCGAGAAUGCACCAAAAGGAACAUUAGUCAUCAAUCUGAAUGCGACCGAUAUAGAUGAAGGCAUGAAUAGUGAAAUUGCUUACUCGUUAGUUCAUCAGGACAGUGACGAUACAACAAACAACGUUUUUAAGAUCGAUUCUGCGAAGGGUGAAAUUUCAGUCCAAGGCAGUGUCGAUUUUGAGCAACACAAUGCCUAUGAGAUUCAUGCGCAGGCGAAAGACAAAGGCGCGAGCCCUCGUUCUGCGCACUGUAAAAUCCUAGUCGAGAUUUUAGACACGAACGACAAUGAGCCAGAAAUAUCAUUAACGUCACAGGUGACCACUGUGAGAGAGGAUGCUAAACAAGAAACAACGGUUGCUUUAAUAACUAUAUUCGACAAAGACUCGGGGAAGAAUGGAAAUGCACACGGGAAAGUGGUAGGCGAUGUUCCUUUUAAAUUACAGUCAUCUUAUAAGAAUUAUUAUUCUCUUGUUGUGGAUGGGCCAUUGGAUAGAGAACGUGUUGAUCGAUAUAAUGUUACGAUCAUGGCCUCAGAUGAAGGGACUCCGCCUCUUUCUGCCACUCGUGUUUUUACAGUAUUUGUGUCAGAUGUUAAUGACAAUGCACCGCGUUUCCCAAGCCCUGUUAUAAAUGUAUUUGUGAAAGAAAAUGGUCCCAAGGGACAAAUUAUUUAUAGUCUUUCGGCUAAUGAUCAUGAUUUAGAUGAAAAUUCCAAAAUUACAUAUGGAUUACUGGAACCACUUCACAAAUCUGCAACUUCAUAUUCAGCUGUUAGUAUAAACUCUGACAAUGGAGAUAUACACAGUUUACAGUCUUUUAACUAUGAGGAGAUAAAAACGUUUCAGUUUAAAGUUCAGGCCACAGACUCUGGUGUUCCUCCUCUGAGCAGUAACGUGACUGUAAAUGUGUUUAUCCUGGAUGAGAAUGACAACAGUCCCGCGAUUCUCGCGCCCUAUUCCGAGCACGGUUCCGUGAACACCGAGAACAUUCCCUAUUCUGCUGAGGCGGGCUACAUUGUGGCCAAGAUCAGGGCUGUAGAUGCAGACUCUGGUUACAAUGCACUGCUGUCUUACCACAUCUCUGAACCCAAAGGGAACAAUCUGUUCCGAAUCGGAACCAGCAGCGGGGAGAUCAGGACUAAGAGGAGAAUGAGUGACAAUGACCUGAAAACUCACCCGUUGGUCAUUUCGGUUUGUGAUAACGGAGAGCCCUCACUGUCAGCGACUGUGUCUAUUGAUGUUGUGGUUGUUGAAAGCACAGGUGACGUCAAGACUCAAUUCAGACAUGUGCCGAUGAAGGAGGAGAGUUUCUCGGAUUUAAAUCUGUAUUUGCUGAUCGCCAUUGUGUGUGUGUCCGUCAUCUUUUUACUGAGUCUCAUCAGUUUGCUAGCUGUCAAAUGUCACAGGACAGACGGCAGUUUGGGCAGGUACAGCGCCCCAAUGAUCACCACACACCCUGACGGGAGCUGGUCUUACUCCAAAUCUGCUCAGCAGUAUGACGUGUGUUUUAGCUCGGACACACUGAAGAGUGACGUAGUGGUUUUCCCUGCGUCAUUUCCGCCUGCAGAUGCAGAACUGAUCAGUAUUAAUGGAGGAGACACUUUCACCAGAACACAAACACUUCCUAGUAAAGAGAAGGUAAGCUAG
Myxocyprinus asiaticus (Chinese sucker) is the source of this 2385-nucleotide messenger RNA. Its product is annotated as protocadherin alpha-3-like. Lineage: Eukaryota; Metazoa; Chordata; Actinopteri; Cypriniformes; Catostomidae. The transcript has a single exon. Gene Ontology annotation, molecular function: calcium ion binding. Gene Ontology annotation, cellular component: plasma membrane. The coding region runs from base 1 to 2385 and encodes 794 amino acids. Gene Ontology annotation, biological process: homophilic cell-cell adhesion. The record is from RefSeq and is a predicted model, not a curated record.